Styela clava is the source of this 6652-nucleotide messenger RNA. The record is from RefSeq and is a predicted model, not a curated record. NCBI's taxonomy places the organism in Eukaryota, Metazoa, Chordata, Ascidiacea, Stolidobranchia, Styelidae.
CUGGUGGUGAUUUCGGUCUGCGAGUGCUGGGAUGGUCGACUUGCUAUUUGUUAGCUUUCUUAGAACGACAAACAGCGCUGUUUGGACCGGUUUCGCAGUUGUGAAAAGGCAUUCGCAUUGUGAUAUGGAUUGACAUGACUGUUAUGAAUACAGGUUGCUCUUAUCAUAAUAUCAGCUUGUAGAGUUGCAGACUGAGCAUUUGUUACAUUUUGCACAUCAACUUUAGACCAAUUGAUUGAACUUUUAUUUUGGAAAAUGGAUAUCGAUCCUCAAAGGAGAACGGAUGAAAGUUGUAAGAGUACUAGUACAAUGUUGCCUUCCAAUCCUACUGGUAUAAGCCCAACGAAGGACCAGGGAAAAACUGUAAUUGGUUUUCAAGGCUUCAAGCUAAUUAAUUCCAAAAUCAAGUUGGUGAAACAAGUCGACGUGAAAGUUUCUGUAGUGAAGAAAAAAGAGAUGCCGCAACCAGGAAUAGAAGAUAUUUCAUCUUCUACAAUUUAUCAAAUGAAUGAACCUGCAAAAAAACUCAGCACUGCUGAUGCUUUAAAACAAAUAAGGGAAAAGAUACAAUCUAGAAAGAAGAUGAAUACAGUCAAUUGUACGGAUAAUGGAAGCUCAUCGGAGGCAAAAUUAAAUGGAAUAGAUAAAGAACAUGAUAUGUCUAAUUCAUCACAUCUUCAAUCACCAAAAAAAUCAACUGUUGAAACAAUAAGCCCUACCAAAAAAACUGAAGAUAAUAUUCAGAGUAGGCGUUCACCAAAGAAAAUCAAAUCAAGGGAUUAUUCUGAUUCGUCGCAAACAUAUUCUCGUAGAUACACUGAAUCAAGACGACACCGGGAAAGAUCAAGAUCACCAUACAGAGAUAAGGAACCUUAUCCCAGUAGGGAAAGGAUAUAUAGGCCAUCUAGAAGAAGGCGAUCAUCUUAUGAAUCCAAAACAUCAUCAUCUCACAGGCCAAGAGUAACUAAGGAUUUAAAGUCAUACUCUCGCUCUCACCAGCACCACAAUGAAAAAAGGAGUAUGUCUGAAGACGAUUCCAAACAUAAUAGAUUGUCUCACAAUCAAAACUCGAGAAGCUCAGAACGUACUUCUACCUCCUCACACCGAUCAUUUGAAGCACUAGAAGGCUCAAAGAAAGGUGUUAGUGCGGGUUUGGAACCAAUUUUUAACACUGUAAGAGCUCAUAGCGACGUCGAAUCAAGUAAUGCAUCCUCAUUACCAACCAGUGAAACAGAGGAAUAUGUCAUCAGAUCUGCUUGUUCUUCUUCCCAAAGUGAUGAAGAGCGUCCAGUAUCAACCCAGAAGCUUCAAAAUUCUGAGGACAAUAACAGUACUUCUGAUGAUGGAAUAUUCUCAAAGUUAUCCAAAAUAUAUUCUAUUAGUGAAGCAAUUUCUGAUUUACCUUCUGAAGAAAUAUCUGAGACGAAUAAACAUGAUGAUAUUUCACUUGAUGCACAUUCUCAUCCAGAAUCAAGCAAAAUUGAGAAUAUUCCUGAACAUAAACUGUCUAAUGAAAAUGAAAUUUUACUCAAUGGUGCCUCUCCUGUAUGUCAAGAAGAUCUAAUCGAUGCAGAUAGAGAUAUUGUUAAGACAGUUUCAAGUGAAUUAUUAACUCCUACGGAGUUACGUCAGACUGAAAAAUCUGAUAAAUUAGACAAUUCUUCAUUGUGUGCUGAUUCUGCUACUACGCAAGAAGCAGAAAUAUUAUUCUCACCGUCAAAUGGAAAUUCUCCUGACAGCCAACCUUCAGAAACCGAUGAAACGACCAAUAUAUUGCCUAUACCAGAUACUGUGUCCCACGAUGUCAUGUUCGAGGAAGAAGAUGUAGAAAAGCUUGAAAAAACACAUAAAGAUUCAUUUGCUCUAAUUACUGAUGCACCUGAAGAUGCCAAAAUUCCAACUUUGGCAUCAAAACUCAAAAGUGUGUUUGAUUCAUUGUUGCAAACUGAUUUCAAAGCUUCUGAAAUUGACCGUAGCACAGAAUUAACUAAAAUAAACGGUAUUUUACAAAAUAAUGUAGAAGGUAAACAGGAAGAUAUAUCUAAUUCUAUAGCAAUAGAUGCGACUGUUGAAAACAUAGAACUCACAGAAAACUCACAUGAAGAUCAUCAGUCAAAACCUUUACUUGCAGAUGACACUGCCUCCCACCAGAUUAUUGACGCAAGCCCAGAUAGACUAUCCCGCACAUCACCACAUAGUAACAAAUUGAAACUACACGCAACAACAAAAACACCAUUGCCUGCGAAAAAGAGUUAUAUUCAACAAGUGCAAAGUGAUUCUGAAACCACAAAAUUGAAUACUAACUUCGAAAGUGAUUCUUCUCCACCGGCGAAACAUUCUAUAAAAACCAAUGUAACAAACGAAGACUUAUCUAUAAAUCAAGUAACAACAUCUGUAUCCAAUUUUACCUGUGAGCAAGUUUUAAUAAAUAACGAAGAAAUGUCAGACGUCCACUGUGAUACAAACCUUGCAACAAACAAGAUCCAAGAUUCAUCCGAACAUUCAGAUCUUCUAAGACAAGAUUCCAGUGGGUCCAGUACAAAUGAUAAUGAGGAUGGUCCACGACGUUCUGCUCGUAUUCGAACAAAGAAGAGUGAAAAAGUUAUUCAUAAAUUGUUGGUCAGUAAAUCAGUGGAUUCUACCUCAGAUGCGAAAGAGAACGUAUCACCAAACAACCAAACGACAAUAGAAACUAUAAUACAGACCAAGAAUACAAUCAAUGGCCAACAUCAAACUAUUGAAAGGAAAGAGAUGACAAAAGAAGAAAUUUUCAAGGCAAAAAUAAAACUGGCAGAAGAUGUCACCGACGAUUGUCCUGAAUUAUUUGAAUUGCUGGACGAAAAUUUUUACCUAACAUCCAAAAAGAAAUCUCGAGCCCGUAAAGAGAUUCGGCGCAUGAUUUGUGAAUGUGCAUUCGAAGAAAGCUCUGAUUCCGAUGGACCCUGUGGGGAAAAUUGUUUGAAUCGUCUUCUCAUGAUUGAAUGUUCAUCUCGCUGUCAUUUUGGAGAUCAAUGCACAAAUAAAAGGUUUCAGCAACGAAUAUAUGCUCGGACAGAAGUUUUUAAAACAAGUUUUAAAGGCUGGGGUAUUCGUGCUGCUGAUGAUCUUACAUCCGGUGAAUUAAUCAUGGAAUAUUGCGGAGAAGUUGUCCAUCAACGUGAAUUUACCAGAAGAUCACUGGAAUAUUCAAAAAGCAAUCAUGCACAUUUCUAUUUCAUGGCUUUGUCACAAGAUGAGGUUAUUGAUGCAACAUACAAAGGAAACUCGUCGAGGUUUAUAAACCACAGUUGUGAUCCGAAUGCUGAAACACAGAAAUGGACAGUGAAUGGAAGAUUGAGAGUUGGAUUUUUUAUGUUGAAAAAUAUCAAGAAAGGGGAAGAAAUUACUUUUGAUUAUCAGUUUGAAAGAUAUGGAAAAGUAGCUCAGAAGUGUUUCUGUGGCACAGCCAAAUGUCGAGGAUAUCUUGGUAAAGCUCCCAAUGAUGAUGAUAAUGAUGCAGAUACAAAGUAUUCAAGAUUAUUGUCAAAUGAUGCAGCAUCUGAUGAAAUUUUUGAAGAUGGAACAAGUAUACAGGAAAAAGAAGAAAAAGCAAGAGGAAAAAAGAAAAAAUUGUCCUUGUUUGCAGAUGAUACGAUGGAAAAAGAUAUUUCCAAGCUUCUUGGAGGAUUGCGAUCAUCAAAAGAAGUUCUUUCAUUAUCACGUUUGAUGGUUCGAUGUGACACUCACUCACAGAGAGUCAUGUGUCUUCAGGUCCUCAAGGAGACAACAAGCCAAACAAGAUUAAAAACCUUUCUUCAAUUUCAUGGAUUAUCCAUUAUAUGGAGUUGGAUGGUUGAUGUCAGUGGUGUGGAAGAUAACGAUGCUUACAAUCUGAAAAUGGAAAUUAUAAAUACACUGUGCAUUCUACCAAUCACUAAUAAAAAUGUGAUUGAAGAUAGUAAAGUAUUAUCAGUCGUACAAAGAUGGGCCAAACAAGAUGAAGAAGAUAAAGUUAAAUCAGAAGAAAUCGAGGCUGUAGAUUCUGAAAAGAAAGAAGAAGAUACUGCUGAAAGUGAUAAUGAAAAAGAUGAAGUUUCGCAGGGGACUGAAAAAGUCAAAGGUGAAGAAAAAACUGAGGUUUCCACUAUGAUAGAAACAACAACUGAUUGCACUGUUGAGAAGCCAGAUGAAAUACCUAAAGAACCUUCAUCAGAUGAGGAUAUGUCAGACAAUAAAACGUCAUCAGAUUUAACUGAAAUCAAGUUAAUAAAUGAAAAAGUAUUAACGGCUGCUGCUUCUCUUCUCGAUUCAUGGAAAGAUUUGAAAGAAAUUUACAGAAUACCAAAGCGGCAAAAACCCAUCAAUUCUCCAUCAGAUUUCGAUUCAAAUUCAAGAGAUAAUUCAAGAACUUCGUCCCCAACACCCAAUCGUACUCCUAAACAUAGUCGAACAGAAGAUAAUGAAUACCGAAGUAGUCGUCCACUACAUUCGCGUCGAGACAGCAGUCAGGAAAGAUGGAGGGAACGAGAUAGCCUCGAUCGAAGUUGGGACGGGGAAAGGAGCCGACAUAGAGAUCGUAGAAGUGAUUAUGGUGAUAGUAGAUAUUCACCGGGAUCAAGUCACGAUAGUAGAAAGGAGCCCGGAAGAAGGAAAAGAAGAUUCUCUACUGAUAGUGAUGACGGCAAAAAUGUACCAUGGUAUUGUCGACCCCCACGGAAUAGCAGAUUUGAGUCUAAAAUGUCACGUCAAGAGUACAGAAAAAGAUUUGAAAAAGACGUUAAAAAAAAAGAGCUAGAAAAGAAACGAAGAAUUGAGGAACGAAUGGAAAGCGAUAACAGCAUGACUCCUAAUACCAUGUUUUCUCCAAUGCACAGUUUUCAAGGAAUGAAUGAUGCACCACCACCAUCAGACAUACCCUCUCUAAUGGGUCAGGAUGGAGCAUUACUAGCACAAGGUGUUGUUCCAUCUAACGCUACGUUCACGCCCAGUGGAUAUUCUGGAAAUUUAAUCCAGAUCAAUCCAUCACAACCAUCACAACUUAUUGUUGACCAACCCUACCUCAAUAUGACUGUAAAUCAACAAAUGGUCAUGCAGCCUCAAGUGAUGCAACAAAACCAAUUUGCAAUGCAAGUUCCGGUUCAAACUGGUUAUAAUAUGGUUGGAGUUUAUAAUCAGGAUCCCAAUAUUCAAAUGAGUAUGCAAGGUGCAUAUGCUGGACAGCAACAACAGAUUAAUGCAGUUGCGCAACAGAUGAUUCCAAAUAACGUUGGUAUGCUUCAACAACAACCUCUUAUGCAACAACAACAACCACAAAAUUUGUUUCCACAACAACAACCCCAACCUCCUGCAAGUAAUUUAACAAUACUCGGAUCACGAAACGGACAAGCUAUUGUGUUACUAACUGCAGAACAAUUACAAAAGUUGACACAAGGCAAUGCAUCAGCUCAACCUGAACCUUCUGAAAUUCAAGCCACUGUUUCAACUCCUGUAAAACAAGUCAAUGAAACCCCAGUAAAACAGGAACGAAAGCCUAAAGAAUCUGCUUUAAAAGUUACUAGUUCUGAUAGCAAAGACUCCAGUCCAUCAAAACUGCCACCUAAUUGGAAAACUGCUCAUGAUGCCGAAGGAAGGAUUUAUUAUUACCAUGCAAUAACAAGGCAAACGCAGUGGGAUGCACCAACAUGGGAUGGUAGAGAUGAAGAUAUGAUUGGAAAGAAAGAAGCUGAGAUGGAUUUGUCAUCAACACCAACACAUGAUGAAAGACGUCAUAAGACCUCACGGAACAAAAACGAGAAUGUUACUGAGGAAGGAAAAAAGGCAAAAGAAACUUUCAGAUUACACAUGUCACAGUUUGUUGUGCAAUGUCUCAGUCAAUACAGAAAAUCUGACAGGAAAGUUGGUCGGAUUACGUCAACGGAAGAUUUCAAACAUCUUGCUCGAAAGCUAACCCACAACAUAAUGCAGAAAGAAAUCAAACAAGUCAGAGUUUGGGAAGAUUUAGAUUUUAAUGCAAACGUUCGUUAUAAGACGAAAGAAUAUGUGAAAAAAUAUAUGAGUAAAGUUGGACCGAUCUAUAGAAUUCGAGACGACAAUCCUAUGGAUCCAAUAUGAAUCGAAGAUACAUUGUACUUUUCCACGACCCUGUGACCUCUAUUUUUCAGCCGUUUUUUUAUUUUGCACUAGCGAUGGGUCCACGUUUUACAAACUGUAUUUCUCUGAUUAUCAAUCAAUGAGGGAGCGAGCAGUCACCAAACCAGCAAGAAUCAGCAUAUUCUCUGUGUUUUCUGUUUGGAGGUCAAGCUUGUUGCUUGGUUAUAAUAUAUGUAAUGAACUUAAUUAAAUCACUUAUAAGCGUGUUAUAUGUUCUCAGAUUGUCAUAUAUAUCUGGUGGAAUAUUUUGAUAAAUAGUGGACACUCUUCCAUAUUAAAGGAUUGUGACCGGGAAAUUCUAUAUAAAUGGCCCAAUUUUUUUUUUUAAAUUGCAUUUCUAUUAAUCUUUUGAGGCCUUUUGGAUCACUUUGUAUUUUGUCGUGAACCUCUGCUUUUGCAUUCUUGUAUGAUUGCUUUUUUACCAAGUAAAUUUUUCAAUUUAUUUUUUUCAGCUGUAAGCUAUUUAAUUUUUUCGUCGAUAGUCGUUUAAAAUGCAAUUCAAUAAAUUUGGUUUUUACUACAA